This is a messenger RNA of Callorhinus ursinus (northern fur seal), 603 nucleotides long. RefSeq names its product lymphocyte antigen 96 (gene LY96). NCBI's taxonomy places the organism in Eukaryota, Metazoa, Chordata, Mammalia, Carnivora, Otariidae. Gene Ontology annotation, molecular function: Toll-like receptor 4 binding; lipopolysaccharide immune receptor activity; lipopolysaccharide binding. Gene Ontology annotation, biological process: innate immune response; cellular response to lipopolysaccharide; toll-like receptor 4 signaling pathway. The record is from RefSeq and is a predicted model, not a curated record. Gene Ontology annotation, cellular component: lipopolysaccharide receptor complex.
AAGUUAAAUCUUUUCUGCUUACUGAAAGGGAAGAGUCUGAUGAUUAGUUGCCGAUUCUCCUUGUAUUUUUAAAGUUUUGGAGAUACUGAAUCAUGUUCCCAUUUCUGCUUUUUUCCACUCUGUUUUCUUCCAUAUUCACUGAACCUGGGCAGCAACAUUGGAUCUGCAACUCCUCUGAUUCCAGUGUUUGGUAUACCUAUUGUGAUAACAUGAAAGUUCCUAUUUCAAUAGAUGUUAAACCCUGUAUAGCAUUGAAGGGAAGCAGGGGAUAUUUGCAUAUUUACUACAUUCCAAGAAGAGAUAUUAAAAAAUUAUAUUUCAAUCUCUAUAUAUCUUUUCACUCCAUGCAUUUUCCAAUGCGCAAAGAAGUUGUUUGCCGAGGAUCUGAUGAUCUUUAUUCUUUCUGCAGAGCUCUGAAGGGAGAGACUGUGAAUACAACAGUAUCCUUCUCCUUCACGGGAUUACGAUUUUCUAAGGGACAAUACAGAUGUGUUGCAGAAGCCAUCUCUGGAGAUCCUGAAGAAACGCUCUUUUGUUUGAAUUUUACCAUCAUACACCACCCUGAUUUCAAUUAGAAUAAAUAAAGUAUAUUUUUAUUUUUCA